GUAACAUUAAUAAAUAACUGAUAAAAAAAUCGAUCGUAAAAAUAUUGAUUGCCCUCUUUUACAACACUUUAAAAAUUACCUGAAAUUCAUGUGUCUAGACUAGAAUACCCCCUUCAAAAACAUCGAUAUACUAUAGUUAGCUUUUGAAAAUUAAGAGCUCAGCUCUCGACACUGCCUUGAAAAGCAAUUCAAUGUGAAAAUAAUUUAUAUAAACAAAUAAUAUACGAGAGAUUGUAACGUACAAUUGAAAUGGGUUGGCAAGAAUUUUUCGGUACUCACGACUUCAAUAGAGGAAGUGUAAUACUGUUGGCAACUGAAUUCUUUGGCACUCUUGCCAUCGUCUUUACCAGCAUUCUUACAAUGGCACAACAAUAUGUUGAUCAGGAAGAACUGAAGAGAGCAAUAGAGACUACUUCCUGUGGUGCCUCAAUGGAACAAAUUUCGCUCGGGUUAGGCUUGGUGUUUGCCGCUGUGGCCCAGGCGCUGGGUCGUCGUAGUGUUUGUCAUUUCAAUCCCGCUGUAACUUUGGGAUACUGCGUUGUCGGUGAACUGAGCUUAAUUAUGAGUUUCUUAUUCAUGGUUGUGCAAUGCUUCGCUUCUGCUCUUGGAGUCUGUAUGGCGCUAGUUCUACUGCCGGCAAAAUUGGCAAAUAAACACUUAGGUGUACCAAAGCAUCCUCAUGUAUCGGUGUUGGGCACGAUUGUAAUUGAAAUGUUAUUGACCUUUAUAUGGGUCUUUCUGUCUCGCAGUGCAGAGAGUCACAAGCUGAUGGGCUUACGAGAUACGGCACCGCUGGCCGUUGGUGCCACAAUAAUAGCGGCUUACUUAGCUGCUUAUCGGUUGACCGGCAGCAGUAUGAAUCCCGCUCGUUCUUUUGGGCCAGCUCUGGUGUACAUGGAUUGGAAGGAUCACUGGAUUUAUUGGUUAGCUCCGUUUGCUGGUGGUGUACUGGGAGCUUUGACUUAUGAAUUCUUGUUUAAGAUUAGACCGCAUAAAGAACACAUAGAAGAGGAACAAACCAUGGAAUAAUCCUUGUUUAGAGAGAAAAGACAUAAUGUAGGUUUUUUGGACUGAAGAAUUUGAGUAUAUUUAUGUACUUAUGAAGUUGUUGAGCUAUAAUUUAUUGUUGAGCUAUAAUUUAGCAAUUUCUUAUACACCAAACUAUUAGAAAUAAUAAAAACUGUAUUCUCUCUUGGCGGCUGAGUUCA
Messenger RNA from Bactrocera oleae (olive fruit fly), 1208 nucleotides. Its product is annotated as aquaporin. Gene Ontology annotation, biological process: transmembrane transport. The record is from RefSeq and is a predicted model, not a curated record. Gene Ontology annotation, cellular component: plasma membrane. Lineage: Eukaryota; Metazoa; Arthropoda; Insecta; Diptera; Tephritidae. Gene Ontology annotation, molecular function: channel activity.